GCUGGUGGUGGGAGCUCCCUACGAAACCAACGGCCAGCAGAAGACGGGAGAUGUCUACAAGUGCCCAGUGACCAGCGACACCCACAGCAACUGCACCAAACUCAACCUAGGCCGGGUAACGCUCUCCAACGUCUCCGAGCGGAAGGACAACAUGCGCCUCGGCCUCAGCCUGGCUACCAACCCCAAGGACAACAGUUUUCUGGCCUGCAGCCCUCUCUGGUCCCACGAGUGCGGGAGCUCCUACUACACCACGGGCAUGUGCUCCCGGGUCAACUCCAACUUCAGGUUCUCCAAGACAGUGGCUCCGGCUCUGCAGAGAUGCCAGACGUACAUGGACAUAAUCAUAGUUCUGGAUGGAUCAAACAGCAUAUAUCCAUGGGUUGAAGUUCAGCACUUCCUGAUAAACAUCUUGAAAAAAUUUUAUAUUGGCCCCGGCCAGAUCCAAGUCGGAGUUGUUCAGUACGGAGAAGAUGUGGUCCACGAGUUUCAUUUAAAUGACUACAGGUCUGUAAAAGAUGGGGUAGCGGCUGCCAGUCACAUAGAGCAAAGAGGAGGUACAGAAACCAGGACUGCCUAUGGGAUAGAGUUUGCUCGCUCGGAAGCGUUUCAGAAAGGUGGCCGGAAAGGGGCAAAGAGAGUAAUGAUUGUAAUCACAGAUGGAGAGUCGCACGACAGCCCAGACCUGGAGAAGGUGAUUGAGGACAGCGAGAAGGACAACGUCACCAGAUACGCCGUGGCUGUACUGGGUUAUUACAACAGAAGAGGAAUCAAUCCCGAAGCCUUUUUGAAUGAGAUAAAAUUUAUAGCGAGUGACCCAGAUGACAAGCAUUUCUUUAAUGUCACAGACGAAGCAGCACUCAAAGACAUCGUGGAUGCGCUGGGGGAACGGAUAUUUAGCUUGGAAGGAACCAACAAGAACGAAAUCUCCUUCGGACUGGAAAUGUCCCAGACGGGAUUUUCAUCACAUGUUGUGGAAGAUGGGAUCUUGCUGGGGGCGGUGGGCGCCUACGACUGGAACGGAGCUGUCCUGCAGGAAACCAGCAGCGGGAAGGUCAUUCCCCUGCGGGAAUCUUAUCUCCAGGAGUUCCCGGAGGAGCUGAAAAAUCACGGAGCCUAUUUAGGUUACACCGUCUCCUCCGUCAUAUCCACCAAGCACGAGCGGAUUUACGUCGCGGGAGCACCCAGGUUCAACCACACUGGGAAAGUCAUCAUUUUCAGCAUGCACAACAACCGAAACCUCACCAUCCACCAGGCACUGAAGGGAGAGCAGAUCGGCUCCUACUACGGCAGCGAGAUCAACUCCCUCGACGUCAACGGCGACGGUAUCACCGACGUUUUGCUGGUGGGAGCCCCCAUGUACUUCAGCGAGGGCAGGGAGAGGGGGAAGGUCUAUGUCUACACCCUGCGGGAGAACCGCUUCGUUUCCAGCGGUGCCCUCGUAGACCUGCAGAGCUACCAGAACUCCCGCUUCGGCUCCUGCAUCGCCGCCGUGCCGGACCUCAACCAAGACUCCUACAACGACCUUGUCGUCGGUGCGCCUUUGGAGGACGAGCACCAAGGAGCGAUAUACAUCUUCCUGGGCUUCGAAGAGACUGUCCUGAAGAAGUACAAACAGCGGAUAGCAGCUGCGGACCUCGCGCCAGGCCUGAUGUAUUUUGGAUGCAGCAUCCACGGGCAGCUGGACCUGAACGAAGACGGGCUCAUAGACUUGGCCGUCGGCUCUCUAGGGAACGCCGUGCUGUUGUGGUCCCGCAGCGUGGUCCAGAUCAACGCCAGCAUCCGCUUCGAGCCCUCCAAAAUCAACAUCUUCACCAAGGACUGCAAGCGGAAUGGGAAGGAUGCCACCUGCAUGUCGGCCUUCAUCUGCUUCACUGCCGUCUUCCUCUCGGCUCACUUCCAGACAGCCAGCGUGGCGCUGCGGUACAAUGCCACCAUCGACGAGCGCAGGUACACGCCACGGGCUCACCUGGACGAGAGCGGAGAGCGGCACACGCAGAAGGAGCUGGUGCUGUUGGCCGGGCAGGAGCACUGCGACAAGCUCCAGUUCCACGUCUUGGACACGGCUGACUACGUGAAGCCAGUGACGUUCUCCAUCGACUACGAGCUGGAGCACCCUGAGAACGGCCCCAUGCUGGACGAUGGCUGGCCCACCUCGCUCAAGGUCUCGGUCCCUUUCUGGAACGGGUGCAAUGAGGAUGAGCACUGCGUCCCUGAUCUGGUCCUGGACGCCAGAAGCGAUGUGCCCAGUGCCAUGGAGUACUGCCGGCGGGCUCUGCGGAGGGCACCGCCGGACUGCUCGGCCUUCAGCCUCUCCUUCGACACCUCCGUCUUCGUCAUCGAGAGCAGCAGGAGGAGGGUGGCCGUGGAGGCGGCGCUGGAGAACCGAGGCGAAAACGCCUACAGCACGGUCCUCAACAUCUCCUUCUCCAGAAACCUCCAGUUCGCCAGCUUGAUCCCAAAGGACGACACCGACAUCAACAUCGACUGCAUGACUGAAGACAAGCACCCCAACAAGAAAGUGUGCAACGUGAGCUACCCCUUCUUCCGAGCCAAGGCCAAGGUAGCUUUUCGCUUGGAUUUUGAAUUCAGCAAGUCGAUUUUCCUUCAAAGCAUGGAGAUCUACUUGAUCGCCAACAGCGACAGCGAGGAGCAGGAGAGCACCAAGGAGGACAACUUCGCCCACCUGAAUUUCCACCUGAAGUACGAAGCCGACCUUCUCUUCACCAGGGCAUCUAGCCUGGACUACUAUGAAAUCAGGUCAAACAGCUCCCUGGAGAGAUACGACAGCAUCGGCCCCCCCUUUCAUUGCACCUUCAAGCUGCAGAACCUGGGCUUCUUCCCGGUGGAAGGGGUGACCAUCAAGCUCACCGUCCCCGUGGCCACCCGGGCAGGCAACCGCCUCCUGCUCCUGACUGAAUUCCUGGUGGACCAGGAGAACACAACCUGCAACAUCUGGGGAAACACCACCGACUACCAGCGGACGCCUGCCGAGGAGGACCUCUCCCGCACCCCCCACCUGAACCACAGCAACUCUGACGUCGUUUCCAUCGACUGUGAUGUGAAAUUAGCCCCCAACGAGGAGAUGAACUUGCACUUGCGUGGCAAUCUGUGGAUGAAGUCUCUGAAAGCACUGAAGUUCAAGUCACUGAAGCUCACCACGAACGCCGCUCUCCAGCGACGCUUUGGGAGCCCCUUCAUCUUCCGCGAGGAGGACCCCAGCCGUCAGAUAACGUUUGAAAUCUCCAAGCCGGAGGAGUCGCAGGUCCCCAUCUGGAUCAUCCUGGGGAGCACUUUAGGAGGGCUCCUGCUCCUGGCCCUGCUCGUCCUCGUGCUCUGGAAG
This is a messenger RNA of Cariama cristata (Red-legged seriema), 3340 nucleotides long. RefSeq names its product integrin, alpha 11 (gene ITGA11). Lineage: Eukaryota; Metazoa; Chordata; Aves; Cariamiformes; Cariamidae. Gene Ontology annotation, molecular function: integrin binding. The record is from RefSeq and is a predicted model, not a curated record. The transcript is spliced from 27 exons. Gene Ontology annotation, biological process: cell-cell adhesion; cell adhesion mediated by integrin; cell-matrix adhesion. Gene Ontology annotation, cellular component: external side of plasma membrane; integrin complex. The annotation marks the transcript as partial.